Molecule: messenger RNA, 1260 nt
Organism: Ogataea philodendri
Lineage: Eukaryota; Fungi; Ascomycota; Pichiomycetes; Pichiales; Pichiaceae
Exons: 1
Coding region: 1-1260 (419 amino acids)
Source: RefSeq, a predicted model, not a curated record
AUGAUCAAACGGUCUUUGGUGGUGUUGAACGCAGAGUCCGGUGCCAUGAAGCGGCGGCUCGAGCAGCUCGCGGAGGACGCGCGUCCGAUUGCUGGCGAUGACCGUGCCGGUACUGUGCCCGACGCUUUGCCCGUUGACUUGCCCGGUUUGAGGGCAAAACUCGAUCGGAUCCAAGAUCAGAACUUUGAGCACCAGUACCAAAGAGAGAUCGGGCUCACGAAACUGCCCACAUAUGCGGGCAAACAGGAGCGCGAGAUCGCAGCUGCACCGGUAUGGACGGGCAAGGAGUCAGUUUACGACGCCUCCUUGCGAAUGCUCAACGACAAGUACAAGACGGUAUCCAAGCAAAACACAAAACAACGAUUGCACAGGGCGCGGGAGGGCGCAAUCGACUACCAAUUGGACAAGGUGUCGGAGAAAAAACAGAAAAAAGAUGCCGAGGACGAUGGAUUUAGCGAACUGUACAGAGAACGGUUGCUAGGGCCGGCCGUUUUUGUGAGUGACACAUUUGCGGCUGUGGACAAUUCGGUGCGGUCGUUGGCCGACCAACGAAUUAUGGAGGCUCAAAGACGGGGCGAUUUCAAAAACCUCCCGCGCGGGAAGGCUUUGGAAUCGGAGUACAGAAACACCAAUGCCUAUUUGGACCGAACCGAGUACCACUUGAACAACAUUCUCAAGAGACAGGAGGCGAUUCCUCCGUGGAUCGAGAAACAGGGCAGUGUUGAUGUGCAGAUCAGGCAGUUUCGGAGCCAGCUCGAUUCCGAUUGGACCUCGAAGGCUGUGCAUAUAGUUUGCGAUAGGUAUCCAAUGGGAUCGGAUUCGGACAAGAUACAACUCAUGGAGCGUUAUGCACAAGCAGAGAAGGACGGCGGAACAUCGCAUUCCAAGCUCCGGAGCCGCGAAUGGGAGCAGCACCACGGAGAGUAUCUGAAGACCAAACUGCGCGUGUUGAACGACAGCAUCAGAGGCUACAAUCUACAAGCACCGUUGGCAUCACAGAAGUUGUACCUGAUCCAAGAAAAAGAGCUGGAAAAAUGCUACCAACGAUGUGCGGAUAAAUUAGUCGGGUCAUUGAAAAGACACCUUUUAGGGUCUUCACAGGCUCCUGUGGCGCGUGCAAGCAAAAAGGAACCGAAUCAGAGGCUACCGAAAUAUGGCGAGGUGAAACAACGUGACAUUAAGCAAACAUACCAGGUGCCGUCAGAAAGUCUUGGACGGCAAUUAAUAAACAUGUUCCGUUGGGGCUCCAAGGACGAAUGA